Molecule: messenger RNA, 711 nt
Organism: Alternaria triticimaculans
Lineage: Eukaryota; Fungi; Ascomycota; Dothideomycetes; Pleosporales; Pleosporaceae
Exons: 3
Coding region: 1-711 (236 amino acids)
Biological process (GO): D-sorbitol catabolic process
Molecular function (GO): L-iditol 2-dehydrogenase (NAD+) activity
Source: RefSeq, a predicted model, not a curated record
AUGUCACUACCUUCGCAUGUCUCCAUGGAAUCGGCUGCGCUUCUGGAGCCUCUUUCUGUUGCGAUCCAUGCAACAAGAAGAGCCCAGAUCGAGCAGGGUGACACGGCCAUUGUUUUUGGCGCAGGCACAGUCGGCCUUCUGACAGCUGCGAUGGCCAAGGUGUCUGGCGCCACAACCGUUGUCAUCGCAGACAUCGACUAUGGGCGAAUCAACUACGCCUUGGCGAACGGCUUCGCCCACAAGGGCUACAUCGUGACCCCACAAAAGCAUGGUAACGAGACCGCUGAGAAGUUCGCCGUAGCCAAGGAGUUGGCUGCCGAUGUUAUGCAAAUUGCAUCCCAGAACGAACCAGACUUUGAAGGUGCUGAUGUCACCUUUGACUGUACCGGAAAGGAAAUCUGCAUGCAAGCUGGACUAUAUGCGACAAGGCCGGGCGGCAAGCUCAUCAUGGUCGGAAUGGGUACGCCAGUUCAGACACUACCCAUGUCAGCAUCUCAUCUGAAAGAGGUCGACAUCAUUGGCAUCUUCCGCUACGCCAACACCUACCCCACUGGUAUCAAGAUCUUGUCUGCCGGUGUACUUCCGAGUCUUGACAACAUGAUCACUCACAGGUUCCAUGGAUUGACGUCGACAAAGGAAGCUUUCGAGCUCGCGGGCAAGACUGUCGACAAAGACGGCAAGCUUGUUCUGAAAGUCCUCGUCGAGAUGUAA